Messenger RNA from Aureobasidium namibiae CBS 147.97, 252 nucleotides. RefSeq lists its product as uncharacterized. NCBI's taxonomy places the organism in Eukaryota, Fungi, Ascomycota, Dothideomycetes, Dothideales, Saccotheciaceae. The record is from RefSeq and is a predicted model, not a curated record. The coding region runs from base 1 to 252 and encodes 83 amino acids. The transcript has 3 exons.
AUGAACACUUCGGGAAAGCAGGGCCAGAACACAGCAGGCUUCCAAGGCCAAAGAACGGGCGCCACAGGCAAAGGUCCUGACAUGAUUUGCAAGAUUCUUGAUAAACUGGAGCACAAGUUCGGUGGCCAAAGAUUCAAGGAUCCCGCCAACGAUGCCAAAAACCGCGCCUUGAAUCAGAAACUCGCUAGGCGCAUCAUGACUAUUGCGCCAAAGGUGCUUAAAAAGCUACCAAAGAUGUUGGCUAGAAUGUGA